ACCCUCACUUCCCGCUUUCACUUUGCGGAGACUUUGUAGUCCGGUACUGCCACCAUGGAGGCGAAGGCCGUCAACCUUGCUAUCACGCUCCCCCAGCUGCUUCGCAGGCGCAACUCGUCUCCCGAUGUCCCCGAGGAUGUCCUGACGGAACACUUUAACGAUCCCAACUGGGACUUUUCGACGCCAUCCGCGAGCGCAAGCACUACGAGCUUCGACGACAAGGGUCAGACUUGCUCAUGGCCUGAUACCUCCUACCGCUCUUCCGAUAUUGAGACGUCAUCAUACACAUCUUCGUCGGCAAGCCCCACGAGACCAUCGAAAUUGGACCUCCGUGAAGCGACCCUGCAUAAUGUCAACGAGGACUCGCCCUACGCUGAGGUCAGGGCUGCUGUCCCGAAUUAUGACGAUCCAUCCAUGCCCGUAAAUACCUUCCGAACCUGGUUUCUAGGCAUCACCCUUUCCGUUAUUCUUUCCGGCCUGAACCACUUCUUCACUUCGCGCUGGCCGUCUGUUGCUAUCAGCGCACUCAUCGCUCAACUUGUCGCGCUGCCAGCUGGCAAGUUCCUUGAAUGGGCCCUCCCCACCACAAAAUUCAAGACGCUCGGCUUCACAUGGUCGCUGAAUCCUGGUCCUUUCAACGUGAAGGAGCACACCGUCAUUACCGUCAUGGCCAAUGCCGUCUACUCGGACACGUAUGCGACUACCAUCUUCUCGGCGCAGCGCGUCUUCUACAAUCAGAACCCGCCUGUCGGCUACCAGCUCCUGCUCUCGCUCUCCUCCCAGAUGAUUGGGUACGCGUGGGCGGGCAUUGCGCGCCAGCUCCUUAUCUGGCCCGCGAGCAUGAUCUGGCCGUCGUCGCUUGUCUCCUGUGCGCUGCUCAACACUCUUAAUCGCAACUGGGGCAAGAAGGAGACGAAGCACAUCUCCCGCGAGAAGUUUUUCCUUCUCGUCGCCGUUGGUGGCACGCUGUGGUACUUCGUACCUGGCUACCUCUUCACAGGCCUCAGCGUCUUCAGCUGGGCGUGCUGGAUCGCUCCCCAGAACCAGACCGUCAACACGCUGUUCGGCUACAACACGGGUCUCGGGUUGGGCUUCCUCACGUUUGACUGGUCGAUGAUUUCUUGGCUUGGAAGCCCGCUGGUCUCUCCAUGGUGGACUGAAGUCAACAUCUUUGCCACUUUUGUGAUCAUCUACUGGGUGAUCGCGCCCAUCAUGUACUUCAAGAAUGCCCUGUUCACGGCUUAUUUGCCUGUGUCUGCCUCGACUGCGUUCGACAACACGGGUCUGCCGUACAACAUCUCUGCGAUCAUCACACCCGAAGGCCUGUUCGACGAGGACCUGUACAAGGCUUACUCUCCUCUUUACAUGUCUGUCACCCUGCAGCUUGCGUACGGCACGCAGUUCGCUGUCAUCACCGCGGUCGUCGUUCACACUUUCCUCUGGUACAGGUACGACAUCAUGCGCCAAUUCCGUCGUUCUAUCAAGGACGAACAGGACGUUCAUGCCCGCAUGAUGAGCGCGUACAAGGAAGUCCCUACCUGGUGGUACGGUGCUAUCUUUAUAGUUGCCUUCGUUUUCGGUGUCGUCGCCAUCGAGAUUUUCCCUACGCAAUUUCCCGUAUGGGCCCUCAUUCUCGCACUCGCCAUUGGCUUCGUCUUCGUCAUCCCCAUCGGCAUCAUCCGCGCUGUGACGAACCAACUUCCCGCGCUGAAUGUCCUCGCUGAGGUUGUCGCUGGUUAUGCGCUCCCUGGCCGUCCCGUCGGCGCUAUGGUGUUCAAGACGUUUGGCUUCGUUCCAACUUACCAGACGAUGUUCUUCCUCAACGAUCUCAAGAUCGGCCAUUACCAGAAGAUCCCGCCCCGCGUCAUGUUCAUGGCACAGGUCGUCGCUUCCACGCUCGCCGUAUUCGUCUGCGUUGGUGUUCAGGAGUGGCAAUUCUCGAACAUCGCGGACUUCUGCAUGCCCGAUCAGAAGGAUGGCUUCAUCUGCAACGACAUCUCGACCUUCGCCACCGCUGCGAUCAUCUGGGGUGGCAUUGGCCCGCGCCGUCUCUUCUCCCCUGGCGCGAUGUACAACUGGGUGCUCUACUUCUUCCUCAUCGGCGCGCUCCUCCCAAUCCCCUUCUACUUCCUCGCCCGCCGCUACCCAACGUCUUUCUGGCGUUACGUCAACAUCCCCGUCUGCUUCGCGGGCCUUGCACAGCUCCCGCCCGCGACCGGAAUCAACUACUCAUCGUGGGCGAUGGUUGGGUGCUUCUUCCAGUGGUUCAUCCGUCGCUAUCACUUCCGCUGGUGGCUGCGGUUCAACUACAUUCUGUCCGCCGGCCUCGAUAUCGGCGUCUCGGUCGGCAUGGUGCUUGUGUUCUUCAUCCUCCAGUACCCUAAGGGUGGCUUCAGCCUUAAUUGGUGGGGCAACACGGUUUGGCAGACCACGUUCGAUGCAAUGGGCACGCCUCGUCUCUUCCCCAACGGCACCUUCGGCCCUACGGAAUGGGCGUAGAGUCCUCGCUUCUCCAUUGUCCUCCUGGGUUCCAAGCUUUUUAGAGUCGUCCGGCCUCCAUUCAUAUAUCUUCACCCCCCUCCUUCUGGUAUGGUGCUUGUAGCAUUACGUUUAAGGCUCGGAAAGGUUACCCCGCGCGUCGAUAGGGCGUCCCCCACGUUGCAGUAUUUUUAUGUACAUCUACACAUUCUGGCCCCCACCUCACUUCACCUCCCUCAUCCCUGAGCUCUCCUCGCCGCAUAUGCACGGUCUGUCUUCAUAGCAUCACGAACUCUUUACGUCUCAGCGCUACCCCUUGGUCCAAUUUGUCAUCUUCAUGCUUCCAUGGUCGCAUGUACUCCGCUUCAUUCCUUCAUCUUCGCCACGUACAGGUCAUACGCACACCCCUUUGUAUCUUGUCACGCCUCAUGAUUGUGUACUACUAUCGGAAUGAGAUUCACGUUUGUUACG
Messenger RNA from Dichomitus squalens LYAD-421 SS1, 2949 nucleotides. Its product is annotated as OPT oligopeptide transporter. Gene Ontology annotation, molecular function: oligopeptide transmembrane transporter activity. NCBI's taxonomy places the organism in Eukaryota, Fungi, Basidiomycota, Agaricomycetes, Polyporales, Polyporaceae. Bases 55 to 2499 code for a protein of 814 amino acids. Gene Ontology annotation, biological process: transmembrane transport. The record is from RefSeq and is a predicted model, not a curated record. The transcript has 7 exons.